AUGACUCUUUGGCCAGUGCUAGCUGUGAUCACUAAAGCAGUGUCUCUUCUCCCAGACCCUGGUUUGACCAUCAGAGCAAAACCCAUUUAUGGUGGCUGGCUGCUCUUGGCUCCAGAUGGGACUGACUUUGACAAUCCAGUACAUCGGUCUCGGAAAUGGCAGCGGCGGUUCUUUAUCCUCUACGAGCAUGGCCUCCUGCGCUACGCCCUGGAUGAGAUGCCCACGACCCUCCCUCAGGGCACCAUCAACAUGAACCAGUGCACAGACGUGGUGGACGGAGAGGGACGGACAGGCCAGAAGUUCUCCCUGUGCAUUCUGACCCCUGAGAAGGAGCAUUUCAUUCGGGCAGAGACCAAGGAGAUCAUCAGCGGAUGGCUAGAGAUGCUCAUGGUCUAUCCCAGGACCAACAAGCAGAACCAGAAGAAGAAGCGGAAAGUGGAGCCUCCCACGCCACAGGAGCCAGGGCCAGCCAAGAUGGCCGUCACCAGCAGCAGCAGCAUCCCCAGCGCCGAGAAAGUCCCCACCACCAAGUCUACACUCUGGCAGGAAGAAAUGAGGGCCAAGGACCAGCCAGAGGAGAGCAGCCUGAGUCCAGCUCAGAGUCCCAGCCAGAGUCAGCCUCCUGCUACCAAUGCCCUGAGGGAACCUGGGCUGGAGGGUGAAGAUGAGGAGAGCGCCAUGAGCAGUGACCGCAUGGACUGUGGCCGCAAAGUCCGGGUGGAGAGUGGCUACUUCUCCCUGGAGAAGACCAAGCAGGACUUGAAGGCCGAGGAGCAUCCACUGCCCCAGCCGGUCUCCCCUCCCAGCCCCAGCACCCCCAACAACAGGAGGUCUCAGGUCAUCGAGAAAUUUGAAGCCUUGGACAUUGAGAAGGCAGAGCACAUGGAGACCAACUUGCCAGCGGGGCACUCGCCAUCAAGUGACACGCGCCAGGGCCGCAGUGAGAAGAGGGCGUUCCCUAGGAAGCGGGACCUCCCCAGUGAAGCCCCCACAGCUCCUCUCCCGGACGCCUCAGCCUCCCCCCUGUCUCCACACCGAAGAGCCAAGUCACUGGACAGGAGGUCCAUGGAGUCCUCACUGACGCCUGACCUGCUGAAUUUCAAGAAAGGCUGGCUGACCAAGCAGUACGAAGAUGGCCAGUGGAAGAAACACUGGUUUGUCCUUGCUGAUCAAAGCCUGAGAUACUACAGGGAUUCAGUGGCUGAGGAGGCGGCUGACUUGGAUGGGGAAAUUGACUUGUCUACAUGUUACGAUGUCACGGAGUAUCCAGUGCAGAGAAAUUAUGGCUUUCAGAUACAUACAAAGGAGGGCGAGUUCACUCUCUCAGCUAUGACAUCGGGAAUCCGGCGGAACUGGAUCCAGACCAUCAUGAAGCACGUCCAUCCGACCUCUGCCCCAGAUGUGACAAGCUCCUUGCCGGAGGAGAAAAGCCGCAUCAGCUCCUCCUUUGAGACCUGCCCAAGGCCAAGUGAGAAGCCGGAGGUGGAGCCCAGGGAGCCAGACCCUGAGCCGAAAAGGAGCCGAGCUCGGGAGCGCAGGCGGGAGGGGCGCUCCAAGACCUUCGACUGGGCUGAGUUCCGCCCCCUGCAGCAGGCCCUGGCUCAGGAGAGGGCGGGCGCAGGGCUGCCCAGCAGUCUCUCCGAGGCCGGGCCGGGGGAGCUGGAGCGGGAGCGGGCGCGCAGGCGGGAAGAGCGCCGUAAGCGCUUCGGGAUGCUUGACACAGUGGACGGGCCAGCCACUGACGACACGUCCUUGCGGAUGGAGGUGGAUCGGAGCCCGGGGCUACCUGUGACCCCCGACCUCAAGACACAGAAUGUCCAUGUGGAGAUCGAGCAGCGAUGGCAUCAGGUGGAGACCACCCCUCUCCGGGAAGAAAAGCAGGUGCCCAUUGCCCCUCUGCACCUGUCCUCUGAGGACAGAAGUGACCGGCUCUCUACUCAUGAGCUGACCUCCCUGCUGGAGAAGGAGUUGGAGCAGAGCCAGAAGGAGGCCUCAGACCUUUUGGAGCAGAACCGGCUCCUGCAGGACCAGCUGAGGGUGGCUCUGGGCCGGGAGCAGAGUGCCCGGGAGGGCUAUGUGCUGCAGACUGAAGUGGCCACCUCCCCAUCUGGCGCCUGGCAGAGGCUCCACAGAGUCAAUCAAGAUCUGCAAAGGGAGCUGGAGGUCCAGUGCCGGCGCCAGGGGCUGACUACGCAGCAGACCCAGGCCCUGAAGUGCAGCUACGGGGAGGCUGAGGAUGCAGUCCGGCACCAUGAGGCCGAAAUCCGCAGCCUCCAGGCGAGGCUCAGCACCGCUGCCGCCGAGCUCACCUUCAAGGAACAGGCACUGGCCCAGCUCAAGGGGGACCUGAAACUGGAGAAGGACAAGGCCCGUGAGCACUUGGAGGAGUGGCAGCACAGCAAGGCUGUGCUGAGCGGUCAGCUUCAGGCCAGCGAGCAGAAGCUCAAGAGCGCAGAGGCCCUGCUGCUGGAGAAGACGCGGGAGCUGCGGGACCUGGAGACGCAGCAGGCGCUGCAGAGAGACCGGCAGAAGGAGGUGCAAAGGCUGCAGGAGCGCAUCGGAGACCUCAGCCAGCAACUCAGUGCUAGCGAGCAGGCCCAGCGGCUGAUGGAGGAGAAGCUGCAGAGGAACUACGAGCUGCUGCUGGAGAGCUGUGAGAAGGAAAAGCAGGCAUUGCUGCAGAACCUGAAGGAGGUGGAGGACAAGGCCAGUGCCUACGAGGACCAGCUCCAGGACCACGAGCAGCAGGUGGAGGCCCUCCAGAGGGAGAAGUUAAGCGUCAGGUCUGAGGGCAGCCAGGCGGUGCGCCAGCUGGAGGAGCAGCUGCAGGCGAAGGAGGCCAGCCUCCAGACGCUGGCCCAGCACGUCCAGAGCCUCAGGGAUGAGCGGGACCUGGUCCGGCAGCGGUUCCAGGAGCUGACAGAGCGUGUCGCCCUGUCUGAUGGGGAUGUUGCGGAGCUUCAGCAGAAGCUGCAGGGCAGGGAGGCCGACUACCAGAGCCUGGAGCAUGCCUACCAGAGGGUGGCCAGCCAGCUCCAGGGCAUGCACACCCUGCUGAGAGAGAGGGAGGAGGAGCUGAGGCACAUCAAGGACAUGCAUGAGAAAGUUCUGGAAAAGAAAGAUCAGGCCCUCAAUGAGGCUUUGGUUAAAAUGGUUGCCUUGGGGAGCAGCUUAGAGGAAACAGAAAUGAAGCUCCAGACAAAGGAAGAGAUUUUAAGGAAAUUCACCAAGGCAUCUUCAGAGGAAGUGGAGGAGCCGCAGAGCUCCCUGGGAGAAGCAGAGGAUGGCUUUGCGCUUUCGGGCCUGCAGCUCCCAGCCUCAGACACAUCCCCAGGCUGCCCACACUUGAGGCUUGAGGAUGAGGACCCAGGGGCUGCCCUUAAGGAGAAACAUGGGCACAGCAGCCCCAGGAGAGAAGUGAGCAUGAUGCCCCCGAAGUCAGAAGUGCCUGAGAAGGAGGGGCACUCGCGGAACACAGCAAAAUGUGAGCAGUGUGUACCCGGCAUUAAAAGGCAAAGAAUCCGGUUCUCCACGAUCCAGUGCCAGAAAUACACCCACCCCGAUGGGUCCGAGAAGACCUGGACCAGCAGCACGUCUUCCGACACCAGUCAGGACCGGUCACCCUCCGAGGAGAGCAUGUCGUCAGAGGCCACCCUCAGCUCUGUCCCUGCAACCAGCGACUCUGAUACCUACCUCUCCAUAAUACACUCCCUGGAGACCAAGCUCUACAUCACAGAAGAGAAGCUCAAAGAUGUGACGGUGAAGCUGGAGAGCCAGCAGGGCCAGAGCCAGGAGGCCCUGCUCACACUGCACCACCAGUGGGCUGGCACUGAGGCCCGGCUCCGCGAGCAGCUCCGCGCCAGCCUGCUCCAGGUUGGCACGCUGGCCUCCCAAUUGGAGCAGGAGAAACAGGCCAGGGCGAAGAUCAUUGAAAAUCACGUAGGGGAGCUUGGCAAUUUCCAGGUAAAAAACACGCAGGCCCUUGCUUGCUUAGAAAAUUGCCGAGAACAGCUACGGUCUCUGCCAAGGUCUGGCCAGGAGGAAGCCCCGGGGGCAGGAGCAGGCCCCCUGGCCAGUGUGGAGAGCGUGCUAGUAAGCGCCAUCCAGGCUCUGCGUCACUGGCCAACCCCUGCAGACAGCAGGUCCCAGGCUCCGCUGGAAGAAGAGAGCUUCCUGGAGAGAGGGAAGGAGGCUCUGCGGCAGCCAUCCCCGCAGCCCGAGCUGACCGAGCAGGAGCAGCUGAAGCUUCUUGCUGAUCAAAUAGCUCUGGAAGCCUCUCUGAUAAACCACAUAGCAGACUCUUUAAAAAACACAACAUCAGAUAUCUCACACGUUCUCGAUGAGGUUUCUCAGUCAGGAAAGUUGCCCCUGGAGUCUGGGAGUGCAGUCUGUCUGGGGGCCCCAGCAGACACCUGGGCUAAGAAGGUGCUGGUGGAUGGUGAAUUCUGGAGCCAGGUUGAGUCCCUGAGUAAGCACCUGGGGACAGUGGGGGGAGUGGCAGCCAGUGCAUCAGGAGGUGGGCAGCAGAGCAUCCCACCAGCCCUGGUCCCCACCCUGGCAGACGCCACGUGGGUCCGGGCGGAGCUUAGCUUUGCUGUGCAGUCAGUGAGGGAGUCAUUCCACCGUCGGUUGCAGAGCAUUCGGGAGACUCUCCGGGGGACCCAGGCAGCCCUGCGGCAGCAUAAGCACGCACUGGGGGAAAUCCUGGGAGCGUACCGAACCCCUGACUUUGAGAGGGUGAUGCAGCAGGUCGCAGAGGCCCUCAAGCUCCCAGCAGGCACUGCAGAAGGUGUCCAGGCUCCCUGGGACUUGAGCCCAUUAAGAGAAGAACUGAGUCAUCAAGACACAGCUGGCUUCCAGGAGCCCUUCCACUUCUCGGACCAGAGCUCUGGGGCCUUCGUUGGGAUUCAGGAAGAACUCGCCCUGCAGCUUAAAGAUAAAGCCCGCCUCUUAGGAGAGAUAUCUGCCUCUUUAACUUCUCUUCCCCCUGUGGAAUCCAUAAGAGAUUGUCAGAAGCUUCUUCAGGUGUCCCAGAAUCUCUCCUGUAACACUUAUUUGGGAGGCCUUGGUCAGUAUUCUUCAUUAUUAGUUAAAGAUGCAAUUAUUCAGGCUCAGGUGUGUUAUGCAGCCUGCAAAAUUCGGCUGGAGUAUGAAAAAGAGCUUCAGUGCUACAAGGAGUCCUGGCAGAGCAGGGGGGCCUCCUGCCAGGAGCACGAGCAAGCUGUCGGAGCCCUGAAGGAGGAGUACAAGGAACUUCUCCGGAAGCAGAAGAGUGAGUACCUGGAAGUGAUUGCCAUCAUUCAAAGGGAAAAUGCAGAGCUCAAGGCCCAGGUCACCCAGCUAGACCAGCAGCAGAGGUAUCUGGAGGAAGUGGAGAGCAAGCACAACGAGAACAUGUUUGCCCUGCAAGGGAGGUACGAGGAGGAGAUCCGGUGUGUGGUGGAGCAGUUGAACAGAGCUGAGAAUACACUGCAGGCUGAGCACAGCCGAGUCCUGAGCCAGCUGGACGCCUCAGUCAGAGACAGGCAGGACAUGGAGAGGCACCAUGUGGAGCAGAUGCAGACCCUGGAGGACAAGUUCCAGCUCAAGGUCAAAGAACUACAGACCAUCCACGAGGAAGAGCUAAGGACCUUGCAGGAGCACUACUCCCAGAACCUACAGUGCCUGCAGGAGACCCUCUGCCACUAUCAGGGGCAGCCGCCGGAAGCCUUGCUGGCCAGCAGCCCCCACCAGCCCCCUUCCUCCACCUGGCCAGCUGGCCAGCCCAGGGAUGCUCUGCAAGUAGCCACUGGGGAGGCCGACUCCAUGGUGGGGCUGAGGGAGCGCAUCCAGGAGCUGGAGGCUCAGAUGGACGUCAUGCGGGAGGAGCUGGAGCACAAGGACCUGGAGGGUGACACGGCCACGCUGCGAGAGAAGUACCAGAAAGACUUUGAGAACCUUAAGGCCACCUGCGAACGAGGGUUUGCAGCAAUGGAAGAAACGCACCAGAAGAAGAUUGAAGAUCUCCAGAGGCAGCACCAGCGAGAGCUGGAGAAGCUGCGAGAGGAAAAAGACCGCCUCCUGGCUGAGGAGACUGCAGCCACCAUCUCAGCUAUUGAAGCCAUGAAGAACGCCCACCGGGAGGAGAUGGAGCGUGAGUUGGAGAAGAGCCAGCGGUCCCAGAUCAGCAGCAUCAACUCAGACAUCGAGGCCCUGCGGCGGCAGUAUCUGGAGGAGCUGCAGUCAGUGCAGCGGGAGCUGGAGGUGCUCUCGGAGCAGUACUCGCAGAAGUGCCUGGAGAACGCCCACCUGGCCCAGGCGCUGGAGGCCGAGCGGCAGGCCCUGCGGCAGUGCCAGCGCGAGAACCAGGAGCUCAAUGCCCAUAAUCAGGAGCUGAACAACCGCCUGGCUGCGGAGAUCGCCCGGUUACGGACACUGCUGACAGGGGACGCUGGUGGGGAGGCUGCUGGCUUGCCUCUCACGCAGGGCAAGGAUGCCUAUGAGUUAGAGGUUUUAUUGCGAGUCAAGGAAUCAGAAAUACAGUACCUAAAACAGGAGAUCAGCUCUCUCAAGGAUGAGCUACAAACAGCAUUGCGGGACAAGAAGUAUGCCAGUGACAAGUACAAGGACAUCUACAAGGAGCUCAGCAUCGUGCGGGCAAAGGCCGACUGCGACAUCAGCAGAUUGAAAGAGCAGCUGAAAACAGCCACGGAAGCACUGGGUGACAAGUCCCCCGAGAGCACCCCUGUGGCAGGAUAUGAUAUAAUGAAAUCUAAAAGCAACCCUGACUUCUUGAAAAAGGACAGAUCCUCUGUCAGUCGGCAACUCAGAAACAUCAGGUCCAAGAGUCUGAAGGAAGGCCUGACGGUGCAGGAACGCCUGAAGCUCUUUGAAUCCAGGGACUUGAAGAAAGAUUGACUGUGUCCUGUUCAAUUUGAACACACACCCUUCCCAGCUUGUGGCUGCACAACCCGAAUGCUACUUUCCGUCUGUACCUUUACUUUUUAUUAUUAUUGUUAUUGUUGUCAUUAUUGACUGUGGGUAUGGAUGCAUGAGAGACAGGUUUAUGGGUUGUUCACGCUGUUCCCUGCUGUGUUGAUGGACCUUUCUGUUGUCUUUACCCACUCUUGUUUCCAUGGUGAUCUACAGUAAGCCGAGGGGUGGAGAGGGCCGUCUGCUCCAGCUGGCUCUGUGUUGGAAUCCCUUCCCACUGUGGCCCCCUCCCUCCCUCAUGUCAGUAUUAAGGCCCGGCAGCCGAUAGAUAAGCUAGCUCUGCCUCGUGAGCUGAGCGCACUGCGCGCGGCCCGCUCUGCCGCACGCUGGUCGCUUGUGGGGGACAGCACUGGGUUGUGGUUUGGCUGGAUCGGAGCCCUGACAGCUCGUUGGCCUGCAGGAGCUGGGCAGCCGGGCGCGGUGUGUGGCCUUGGCUCCACCUGUGAACUUGGGAGGAGGCCAGCAUUUGGUAUCUGUCCCACUGAUGCAGCUAGAACCACACCCACGUGUUUGUGGUAAACUUUUCACAACCUUGAAGAUGUCGGAACAGCUUUUCCUGGUUUUGUCUGUUUUUUAUUAAAUCUGGCACAAAACCCCA
Myotis davidii is the source of this 7570-nucleotide messenger RNA. It is a transcript of the gene MPRIP, whose product is annotated as myosin phosphatase Rho interacting protein. NCBI's taxonomy places the organism in Eukaryota, Metazoa, Chordata, Mammalia, Chiroptera, Vespertilionidae. Gene Ontology annotation, molecular function: actin filament binding. The coding region runs from base 1 to 6897 and encodes 2298 amino acids. The transcript has 24 exons. Gene Ontology annotation, biological process: actin filament organization. The record is from RefSeq and is a predicted model, not a curated record. Gene Ontology annotation, cellular component: actin cytoskeleton.